Molecule: messenger RNA, 1710 nt
Organism: Laetiporus sulphureus 93-53
Lineage: Eukaryota; Fungi; Basidiomycota; Agaricomycetes; Polyporales; Laetiporaceae
Product: IMP dehydrogenase
Exons: 4
Coding region: 269-1642 (457 amino acids)
Biological process (GO): GTP biosynthetic process
Cellular component (GO): cytoplasm
Molecular function (GO): IMP dehydrogenase activity
Source: RefSeq, a predicted model, not a curated record
CUUACGACCACUCCGAUGGCCUCGCUGUCGACGAGCUUAUGAACUCGAAGGUCCACGGCGGACUGACGUACAACGAUAUCCUCCUGCUCCCCGGCAAGAUCGACUUCGCCGCCAAUCAAGUUGUCACCGAGAGCCAUAUUACGCGUAAUGUCGUUCUCAAGACGCCAUUUUUGAGCAGUCCCAUGGACACAGUCACGGAGGGCGACAUGGCAAUUGCUAUGGCGGUGAGCGCACCCGACCCUCCCGACCCGCAACGUGUCCGACUGUCAUGUCAUCACAGCUCCUGGGUGGUAUCGGUGUCAUUCACCACAACCAGUCUGCGGAAGAGCAGGCGGCGAUGGUGCGCAAGGUGAAGCGCCACGAGAACGGUUUCAUCACCGACCCCGUUGUCCUGACUCCCUCGCACCGAGUUGAGCACGUCCUGGACGUGAAGGAGCGGCUGGGCUUUGCUGGUAUACCCAUCACAGAUACCGGCGCGCUUGGCGGCAAGUUGCUUGGCAUCGUCACGAACCGCGACAUCCAGUUCCGCAGUCCUUUGACGCCGUUGUCGGAAGUGAUGACGACCGACCUUAUCACUGCACCUGAAGGCGUCACACUCGAGGAGGCAAACAAUAUCCUGCGUGAUUCGAAGAAGGGCAAGCUGCCUAUUGUGGACCAAGAUGGCCGGCUCACGUCGCUGCUCUCCCGUUCUGAUCUGCUCAAGAACCAAAACUACCCACUCGCGUCGAAAUUGCCGUCGAGCAAGCAGCUGUACGCCGCAGCAGCAGUCGGCACACGUCCCGCAGACCGGGAGCGGCUUGCGCUGCUCGUCGACGCUGGGCUCGACAUUGUCUUUAUCGACUCGUCGCAGGGCAACUCGGUCUUCCAGAUCGACAUGAUCCACUGGAUUAAGGCAACGUACCCGAAGCUGGAAGUGAUUGCGGGCAAUGUUGUCACCCGAGAGCAGGCAGCGAGCCUGAUCGCAGCAGGCGCGGACGGACUACGGGUGGGCAUGGGCUCGGGCUCGAUCUGCAUCACUCAGGAAGUGAUGGCAGUCGGGCGUCCGCAGGCGACGGCCGUGUACGCAGUGGCGGAGUUCGCGAGCAAGUUUGGAGUGCCGGUCAUUGCGGACGGCGGCAUCCAGAACGUCGGUCAUAUCGUCAAGGCGCUGGCGCUUGGUGCGGGUGCGGUCAUGAUGGGCGGGUUGCUGGCAGGUACGACGGAGGCGCCGGGCGAGUACUUCUACCAUGAGGGCAAGCGCGUCAAGGCGUACCGCGGCAUGGGCAGUAUUGAGGCGAUGGAGCAGGGCAAGCCAGGCCCGACGAGUCAGAUGAAGGGCGCACUGACGAACGGGGUGUCGAAGAAGAAGAAUACGACGCAUGAGAACGCGGCGACCUCGCGGUACUUCUCCGAGUCGUCGGCGGUGAAGGUGGCGCAGGGCGUGUCGGGUGACGUGCAGGACAAGGGCUCGGUGAGGCAGUUCCUGCCGUAUCUAUACACGGGCGUGCAGCACUCGUUGCAGGACAUCGGUGUGCGCAGCGUGGCGGAACUGCAGGAGGGUGUGAAGGCGGGCCGGGUGCGGUUCGAGCUGCGCACGGCGAGCGCGCAGGUCGAGGGUGGGGUGCAUGGGCUGCAUUCGUAUACCAAGCGUUUGUACGCUUAGGCUGUUCGUGAGCGCUGCUCUGUAGGGUCAGGUUGUUGGUCCGGUCUGCAGCAGUAGUGUACUGAUGU